This is a messenger RNA of Rubroshorea leprosula, 631 nucleotides long. Lineage: Eukaryota; Viridiplantae; Streptophyta; Magnoliopsida; Malvales; Dipterocarpaceae. The record is from the annotation of a GenBank genome assembly.
CUCGCCGCAUCAACAUCGGACUGUUAAACAGAAAAAUGUAGGCAUUAUAAAUUUGAGGUGGACGGAAGAUGUGGGGCGGAGUGGAGGGAGGGAGGCUGUCGAUCUGGCAGUUAGGAGCACCGAAGAAGUAUAAGGGUCCUCCACUGGCUUCCAAGCCAGCCAAAUCUGGCGAAGGGAAGCAGAAAAAGAAAGAGACGUAUGACAAGCUGCUUAGUGAAGCUCCCAAGUAUAAGCUCAUCACUCCUUCAGUCCUAUCUGACAGAUUGAGGAUUAAUGGCUCCCUUGCAAGGAAAGCAAUCAAGGAUCUGAUGGCAAGAGGCUUCAUUAGGAUGAUAUCUGCCCAUCUUAGUCAGCAGAUUUAUACCAGAGCUACCAAUACAUAAGGAAGAUGUACUACUGCCCCUGCAGUUUAGAUGGAGAACUAAUUCUUUCACGUUUUCCUUUUUUGUUGGAAAACUUGUGAGGAAUGCCAUUUUCGUGCUGCCAAAUUUGUCAGUUGUCUUUUGGAUCCAAAUCUCUGUAGUUUGUUGCUAAAUUAUGGUAUUUUUUAAUAUCAUAAUAUCUUCUUGUUGGAAAUCUAUCUCUGCCAUGCUUAAUAUGAUUUGCAAAAACAUAAAUUCAUAAUGUCUUG